This is a messenger RNA of Hypomesus transpacificus, 1168 nucleotides long. RefSeq names its product high mobility group-T protein-like. Bases 118 to 726 code for a protein of 202 amino acids. The transcript has 5 exons. Gene Ontology annotation, molecular function: DNA binding, bending. The record is from RefSeq and is a predicted model, not a curated record. Gene Ontology annotation, biological process: regulation of transcription by RNA polymerase II. NCBI's taxonomy places the organism in Eukaryota, Metazoa, Chordata, Actinopteri, Osmeriformes, Osmeridae.
CAGGAAAAGACCGCGCAUUGAUUGAGUUUUCUCGUGUUCCAUUGUCUCACAGUACGUAGCGUCAGGGAUAACUAGCUAGUGUAGCUAACUAUCUAGCUAGGCUAUAUAUCUGAGGGUAUGUCUAAAUGCAGAACCAAUAUGGGGAAGGACCCUAGGAAACCAAGAGGUAAAAUGUCCUCCUAUGCUUAUUUUGUGCAAACCUGUCGUGAGGAGCACAAGAAGAAGCAUCCAGAAGCCAGUGUUAACUUUGCAGAGUUCUCAAAGAAGUGUUCCGAGAGAUGGAGGCCCUUGACCCCGAAAGAGAAAGGCAAAUUUGAAGAUAUGGCAAAGCUAGACAAGGUUCGUUAUGAGAAGGAAAUGAAAAACUACAUUCCACCGAAGGGGCAGAAGAAGAAGAGGUUCAAGGAUCCCAAUGCCCCCAAAAGACCUCCGUCUGCAUUCUUCAUCUUCUGUGCGGAUUUCCGCCCCAAAGUGAAGAUCGAGACUCCAGGGUUGUCAAUUGGAGACACUGCUAAGAGGCUGGGAGAUAUGUGGAACAGCUCCACAGCUGAGGAGAAGCAGCCAUAUGAGAAAAAGGCCGCCAAACUGAAGGAGAAAUAUGACAAGGAUAUAAUUGCCUACCGUACAAAGGGUAAGGUAGACUCUGGGCCAUCUGCUGCAGCUGAGGAUGAAGACGACGAGGAUGAGGAAGAGGAUGAUGACGACGAUGAUGAUGAUGAUGAGUAAUUUGGUCUGCAAACAGAGCCUGGAUUCUUGUUUAUGCCAUUUAUCCUUAUUAUAAACAAUACACCAUCUUGAAACAAACCCAGACUGAACAAGAAGGCGGUGUAUAUUUAAUGUUUUUAAGAUGUACAGUGUUAUCCACCUGUUUUCUAAAGUUAACACUACAUAUCAUAAGUUUUACAUUUCUAGUGGUAGUUCCUUAUCUCUUUGCCUAUUCUCUUUCAAUCUAGGAAAAUUAUAAACCAGUAUGAGAGUAGUGAUGUAGGCGUGCAACUCAAAAAUCUGAUUUUGGGGUUUGUAGUGUAUAUUCCUGUAUUUGUUUUGAAAAAUAUGUUUUCCUACGUGUUGUCACAAUGUCUUUACAUUGUUCUUUGAAUACCACUCUAAUAACAUGCAGCUGUUGACAUUCAAAUGUCCUCAAUAAAGAUCUUUUUUUUUUCAGAAA